Molecule: messenger RNA, 520 nt
Organism: Hippocampus comes (tiger tail seahorse)
Lineage: Eukaryota; Metazoa; Chordata; Actinopteri; Syngnathiformes; Syngnathidae
Product: hepcidin-like
Exons: 3
Coding region: 96-359 (87 amino acids)
Biological process (GO): intracellular iron ion homeostasis
Cellular component (GO): extracellular region
Source: RefSeq, a predicted model, not a curated record
AUGUACACACCAAUAUUUGCUACUUUCGACAGGAUUAACUCAACAGAGCGAAAGAAGCUGAACACAACUGACAAACACCACAUAGUCUCUGGAAGAUGAUGAAGCCCUUCAAUUUGUCUGUUGCAGUGAUCAUCAUGCUUGCCUUCCUUUUAAUUCAGGAGGGUUGCACCAUCUCUAUUGACAAUUGGGAGCCUGACCAGCAUAUGAUGGAAACAAGAGAUGACGCAGCUGCUGAGAUCCCAGUGGACUUAUGGAAGGUGGCAGACAACAAGAGGCAGAAACGUCAUAAUGGAGCUUGCAAAUUUUGCUGCAACUGCUGCGGUCGUACGCAUUUCUGUGCCUUUUGCUGCGAAUGGUGAUUCGAAGAAUCAUCUGCACUGUCACAUCAAAAAUAUUCCUUUGUUCAUUUUUAUUCUGCCUAGAAGCAAUUUCAUUUGUUAGAGUUGAACAUGCUUGCAUACUUUGUGGUGUGAUGCUUAGGACAGACAAAAAAAAUCUGAAAUGUCUCUUUACACAAUAA